AUGACCCUCCGCCGGCUCAGGAAGCUGCAGCAGAAGGAGGAGGCGGCGGCCGGGCCGGACCCCGCCGCCGCGCGCCCCCCGGACGCGGCGCCCCCCGCCGCGGCCGCCUGCCCCGCCGCCGGCCCGCCGGGGGACGAGCUGUACGCGGCGCUGGAGGACUGCCACCCGGCCGAGCUGUACCGCGCGCUGGCCGUGUCGGGGGGCACGCUGCCCCGCCGGAAGGGCUCGGGGUUCCGCUGGAAGAAUCUCAGUCAGAGCCCCGAACAGCAGAGGAAGGUGCUGACUCUGGAGAAGCGGGAGAACCAGACCUUCGGCUUUGAGAUCCAGACAUAUGGCCUUCAUCACCGGGAGGAGCAGCGCGUGGAGAUGGUGACGUUCGUGUGCCGAGUUCACGAGGCCAGCCCUGCCCAGCUGGCCGGGCUCACCCCAGGGGACACUAUCGCCAGCGUCAACGGCCUGAACGUGGAAGGCCUCCGGCACCGAGAGAUCGUGGACAUCAUCAAGGCGUCUGGCAACGUACUCAGGCUGGAAACCCUGUACGGCACGUCCAUUCGGAAGGCAGAGCUGGAGGCCCGGCUGCAGUACCUGAAGCAAACGCUGUACGAGAAGUGGGGGGAGUACCGGUCGCUGAUGGUGCAGGAGCAACGGCUGGUGCAUGGCCUGGUGGUGAAGGACCCGAGCAUCUACGACACGCUGGAGUCCGUGCGCUCCUGCCUCUACGGCGCGGGGCUGCUGCCCGGCUCGCUGCCCUUCGGGCCCCUGCUGGCCGCGCCCGGGGGUCCCCGCGCGGGCGCGCGCCGCCCCGGGGCCGAGCCCGACGACCCCGUCUACCACACGUGCUUCUUCCGGGGCGCCGAGCCCCCCGCGCUGCCGCCGCUGCCGCCCCCCGCGCGCGCGCCGGGCCCCGCCGCGCCCGCCGCGGCCCGCGCGCCCCUGAGCCGCAGCGCCAGCGUGCGGUGCCCGGGCCCGGCCGGUGCCCCCGGCGCGCUCUGGACUGAUGCCCGCGAGCAGGCGCUGUGCGGGGCCGGCCUGCGCAGGACCAAGUACCGCAGCUUCCGCCGGCGGCUGCUCAAGUUCAUCCCCGGACUCAACCGCUCCCUGGAGGAGGAGGAGAGCCAGCUGUAGGGCCGGGGCGGGCGCGGGGACGUAUUUAUUUAUUUAUUGGGCCCAGCCGGGGCGGAAGGGGGCCGGGCCGCGGGGACCCCAGGAGCCCCUCGCCGCGGGAGGGGGUCCUGGCCAGCCGCGCGCCCGGGCCUCGGGC
Messenger RNA from Sorex fumeus (smoky shrew), 1261 nucleotides. It is a transcript of the gene TAMALIN, whose product is annotated as trafficking regulator and scaffold protein tamalin. Lineage: Eukaryota; Metazoa; Chordata; Mammalia; Eulipotyphla; Soricidae. Gene Ontology annotation, biological process: signal transduction. The transcript has 8 exons. Gene Ontology annotation, cellular component: plasma membrane. Bases 1 to 1125 code for a protein of 374 amino acids. The record is from RefSeq and is a predicted model, not a curated record. Gene Ontology annotation, molecular function: protein binding.